Corticium candelabrum is the source of this 654-nucleotide messenger RNA. RefSeq names its product protein ERGIC-53-like. NCBI's taxonomy places the organism in Eukaryota, Metazoa, Porifera, Homoscleromorpha, Homosclerophorida, Plakinidae. The coding region runs from base 1 to 654 and encodes 217 amino acids. Gene Ontology annotation, molecular function: D-mannose binding. The record is from RefSeq and is a predicted model, not a curated record. Gene Ontology annotation, biological process: endoplasmic reticulum to Golgi vesicle-mediated transport. Gene Ontology annotation, cellular component: endoplasmic reticulum membrane; COPII-coated ER to Golgi transport vesicle; Golgi membrane. The transcript has 5 exons.
AUGAACAGAGUAAGGUUUCCAAUGCAGGCGUGUAAACAAAGGGUCCGGACUUGCAGAGCUACAGGACAGUGCAUAGGACAAUUAAAAGCAGCUCAGACAAUUGUUAGUGUGCUUGUAUUUUACCAUGCUCUUAGAGUACCACACUUAUGGCAUAACCAUAAGAGAGCGUUUUGGUUUACUGAGGAGGCUGGUCAGGAAGGUCCUGUGUUUGGUAGUUCAGAUUAUUGGAAAGGACUUGGUAUUUUUUUUGAUUCAUUUGACAAUGAUGGCCAACAGAACAACCCUUACAUUCUUGUUAUGACAAACAAUGGAACUGUCUCAUAUGAUCAUUCAACUGAUGGAGCAGGACAACAGCUGGGAGGUUGCUUAAGAGAUUUUCGCAAUCGCCCUAAUCCUGUCAAAGUCAAGAUUCAAUAUGUGAAGAAUAGAUUGAGUGUAUUCUUCAACAGUGGAGUGGUUCCUUCUGAUGACGGAUAUGACUUAUGUUUGGAGAAGGAAAAUGUAUUCUUGCCUGACAGAGGAUACUUUGGUUUGUCAGCAGCCACAGGAGGUCUAGCAGGAAUGUAUGGUAUGCAAACGAGUGACCAAUUCUUUGUGUCGCACGUGGCAACAAAAGACAAUGGGCGGGCAAUCAGUCGGCGCUGUUCAACUUGA